CAUGGCUUUCGCACCAGGGCCGCCAACGCAGCCAAAGUCACGGACCACCAAGCACUGGAACAACUUCCUCGACAUCAUAGAUGCCAACCCAACGAUCGCUCCUUUGGUUCAGUUACUUACGAUCCAGUGCCUAAACAGCGAGAGGCAUAUCCGGGUGUUCUUUCUGGAUGAAAGUGGGUUAGAGUGGGACAAAUUGCCUCAGGAGAUCGAGGACGUCGACGCCUUCCCUGCUCGUGCACUCCUCGGUUGCAGGUCUCUCACAUACCUGCAUCUACAUCGGAUUUUAUGGGACGACCACUCCACCGAUAUUCAGGUGUGUUCGGAGCUACACGAUCUUCUAGUGACGCUUUUAGAAGACAUGGAGCGGGAAGAUGCCGUCAGAGCAUGGCGAAUCACAUCGCAGGCGUCGAGGACAUUAGAGAGAUUGCGGAUUAAUUCAGUUUCCUGUGAUGGCAAAGUUUGGGAAGGUGUGUUCGACCUCAGCUGCAUGCAGACUCUCCGUGAAGUUUCUCUAUCUUUCACUCUCGAUCGAACGCCUCAAUUUCCGGACUCUUUACUCCAUAUUGUUCACCUGGAACGGCGUCAGAGUAGCAUCGAAAAACUCGAGAUCUCUAUACUCUGCGUACAGGUGCACUCGGGAGACGAAAAGUCUCUCUUCAAUCCUGAUCUCGGAUGGGAUUCGCUAGAUGGGAUGCUAACUGACGACGCGUAUCCGCGUUUGAAGCACAUCAAGUUCACGUUCAAGUUCGCCAUUUGGGAAUCUUAUGCUGACUCCUCGCAGGUAAAGCAAGAGCUUUUGCCGCAAAUCGAUCAACUCUUCUCUCGAGUUAAGGCUCGAAAAUUUGGGGUGGAAUUUACGGUGCACCCAUACAGCGUUAAGGCCCCGUG
This is a messenger RNA of Cyclocybe aegerita, 888 nucleotides long. Lineage: Eukaryota; Fungi; Basidiomycota; Agaricomycetes; Agaricales; Hemipholiotaceae. The record is from the annotation of a GenBank genome assembly.